CUCAUCGUUUUCUUCUGUGAAACGACAAAAAUACAAAAACAACAUCGCUGAACUGAGGAAGAGGUGGACGGUCAACGGCGAUUUAACAAAUAUUCGCGACUGCGGAACUUUUCCACGUCGGGACCUUCAAUACCCAGUCUUCAGGCGAUGGCGGAGCUGAAUAUGGAGGCCAAGCUGAAGAAGCAGCUGAAGCAGGAGAAGAUCCAGCUGUGGAGCCCCCCGUACACCGACAGCGACAACCAGCCGGGGCUGCAGCACAUGCAGGAGCUGGCAGAGCGCUACGCCCCUCUGCUGUGUUUGUCGGUGUCGGAGGUCGGGGGAGCUCUGGAGUCGAUCAGACUGCAGGCGGUGAGGAGAGGCAAAGGAAACAAGAUGUUCAGAGAGACGAACAUGGCCACGCUGGAGCUGCUGCUUCCCAGAGACUGCAAGAAGGAUCUGAAGACAAAGCACCACCUGGAGACAAGGCUGGACGUGUUGGUUCAGGAGGUGGUGGACAGGAUCGCAGACGAGUAUGGCCUCAAACACACCAAGCUGAUCCUCAACGGGAAAACUCUGUGUGCAGACCAGCGUCUGGACGAGCAGGGCGUGAAGAACCACAGUAAGAUGAUGGUGCUGAAGGUGAGCGACGGCGACUGGAAACAACAGCUGAGCGAGGAGGAAGAGAAGAAGAAGAAUCAGAAAGAGAGCCUCCAGCGGACACAGAAAGGAUUCCAGAUCCUGUCAGAGAGAGACGGCAGCGAGGACCCAGACACGACACCUUUCCUGGAGAUCGCUGACCAGAAGGGGAACCCUCUGAAGAUCCCCCACGAGGAGAAGAAGGCUCUGAUCCUGGCCAUGGGUUUCCAUGAGAAAGGUCGUUCUCUGAUGAAGAAGAAGCAGUUUGAUGACGCUCUGUGUCACCUGCUGCAGGCCGACCAGCAGUUCAGUAAAUGCGGCUCGGCUCUGCUCCGCUCCGUGGACAACUACGCCGUCCUGCAACUGGACAUCGUGUGGUGCUACCGAGCGCUGGAGGCCUUGUCCUGUCUGGACGACAGCAGGAGUCGACUGCAGAGAGCCGAGGACUGUUUCCUGCAGUGUUACGGAGAACAGCAACAGAGGCUGCUCAUGAUCAAGGGUAACACAGGCAGAGAGGAGGUGUUGUUUCUCCGCCUGUACCUUCUCCAGAGUCUCCUCUCCUACAUCGACGGAAAUGACGCUCAGGCUCGACUCCAGCUGUCCAAAGUGGAGUCCCUGUACAGUCGUUUGUGUCCCGACUCGGAGAAAAUGACUCAGCUGAUGACGCUGGGCUUCACAGAGAGAGAAGCUCGACUCGGCCUCAGAGCCUGUCAGGGGGACGUCCAGGAGGCGGCCGUCCACAUCAGUAACCAAAGACAGGAGCGAGAGGAGCUGAAGCAGAGGGAGAGGAGGAAGAGGAGCAGGAGGAUGGAGGUCAUCUCCACCCUCACUGAGCUCGGAUACUCGAGGAGAGACGCCGCCAGAGCGCUGCACCUCGCAGACGGAGACGUGGACAGAGCUUAUGGAAUCCUCCUGGACUCCAGCCAGGCUGCGCUGUCCUCCACCACCAGCACAGAGAGCCUCAGUCCAGAGAAGCUGCAGCAGAUGUUGUAUCUUGGCUUUGAGAGGGACGUGUCUGAAGCGGCUCUCAGGCUGACCGGCGGAGACGUCCAAUUGGCGACUCAGCUGCUGCUCGACAACCAGGGCGUCCUCUCCCCGGAGCUCCUGUCCGCAUCCCCGCCUUCCACCUCCUCCUCCACCACCUCCCCCUCCUCCGAGGAGCCAAGCACCUCCUCCAACUCCGCUGGUAUGACUCACCUGAUGCACAGAGAACGACGAGCUGGUGAACGAGGUGUUGGAGGACAUCUCUCAUCACGAGGAGGACUACCUCGACCUGACGCUGGAGGAGGAGAGCGAACUCAUCGCCAGCAUGAAGAGUUAUCUGAACCGAGGGCCCACGCACACCGAGUGACGCACACACACAGCCAGAGUGCUUCACUUACCCUCUGUUAGCCAAACGUGUUAUCUCUGCAGCUGUUUCAGCACCAAACCUGAGACGUCAUCACACUGUGAGACGUCAUACGAAGGACGCACCUCCUCAUCAGGGAAGACAGCUGAGCUACAACAAAUCAUUCGGAUGCUACGGGGCAAAUGCUCAGAUUUAACCUAGAAUUAGUUAACAAAGCACUUUUCUCUCUAAAGGGGUGAAUGUUGUUGUCUGAAGUAAAUUUUUGGCAGAAGAGUGUCACUCGUGUUGUGUUUUUUCUUGUUGUUCUGACGGCAGGAAAUUUUCCGUUUGUGACGUCGCAGCCUGAAGUUAACCAUUAUAGCUUCAAUUUAAUCAUUUCGUCUUUAUGUUGAGUUCAGUGCUGAUGGAGCCAAUAAAGAAGAUGAAGGUU
Scatophagus argus is the source of this 2393-nucleotide messenger RNA. It is a transcript of the gene nub1, whose product is annotated as negative regulator of ubiquitin-like proteins 1. Gene Ontology annotation, biological process: regulation of ubiquitin-dependent protein catabolic process. The record is from RefSeq and is a predicted model, not a curated record. Lineage: Eukaryota; Metazoa; Chordata; Actinopteri; Scatophagidae. The transcript has 15 exons. Bases 148 to 2007 code for a protein of 619 amino acids. Gene Ontology annotation, molecular function: protein binding.